AUGGCUGCAACAAGGAAUCCACGACAGCUUCAGUUCAAGCUUGUCUUGCUCGGCGAGUCAGCGGUUGGCAAGUCGAGUCUAGUCCUGCGAUUCGUCAAGGACCAGUUCGAUGACUACCGCGAGAGCACGAUUGGAGCCGCUUUCCUCACACAGACCGUCAGCUUGGAUGCUCAGACCACAGUCAAGUUUGAGAUCUGGGACACGGCGGGACAGGAGCGAUACAAGUCGCUGGCACCCAUGUACUACCGUAACGCCAACUGCGCCGUGGUAGUGUACGACAUCACGCAGCCCUCGUCGCUGGACAAGGCCAAGGCAUGGAUCCGCGAGCUGCAGCGUCAAGCGGAUCCCAACAUCAUCAUUGCUCUCGCAGGAAACAAAGCCGACCUGGCGAGUACGCGUCGUGCCAUCUCGACCGAGGAGGCUGAGAAGUACGCACAGGAGGAGGGCCUGCUGUUCCUCGAGACGUCCGCCAAGGACUCUUCGAAUGUUUCGGAACUGUUCACGAUGAUCGCACGCAAGCUGCCAUUGGAACAGGCAGCUGAGCAGCGCGGUGCCGCUGGACGUGCUGGUGCGGCGGGUGCGGGUGCUGCAGGCGCAAGGCCAGGGGUCAACCUCGGAGGCCAGCAAAGCGGUCAGCAGCAAGACGCCUGCAACUGCUGA
Kalmanozyma brasiliensis GHG001 is the source of this 660-nucleotide messenger RNA. RefSeq names its product Small GTPase superfamily. NCBI's taxonomy places the organism in Eukaryota, Fungi, Basidiomycota, Ustilaginomycetes, Ustilaginales. The transcript has a single exon. The coding region runs from base 1 to 660 and encodes 219 amino acids. The record is from RefSeq and is a predicted model, not a curated record. Gene Ontology annotation, molecular function: GTPase activity; GTP binding.